Pleurotus ostreatus (oyster mushroom) is the source of this 390-nucleotide messenger RNA. RefSeq lists its product as uncharacterized. The record is from RefSeq and is a predicted model, not a curated record. The transcript has 3 exons. Bases 1 to 390 code for a protein of 129 amino acids. NCBI's taxonomy places the organism in Eukaryota, Fungi, Basidiomycota, Agaricomycetes, Agaricales, Pleurotaceae.
AUGAGCAACGAAUACAUAAAUAAGGAAGCCGCCGCGCCCGCCGUCGGUAACGUCGCAAGCAGAGAACCAGGUUCAGGGGACGACCUUGGUAGAAAUAGUAAAGGAAAUUAUCCUCCUGAAAACGACACCACAUCGAGCGGCGGUUAUGGCAGCGCCAACGUUUGGUCGGACCGAGUUCAAAAAGGCGACCCUGACAGCGCCGUCGAUAGCAAGUCAACCAUCACAGAAAGCCAGCCUUCCGGUGGAUUGAUUGAUCAAUCUUUGAACGGCACCAGCCUUAAGUCGGGGUUGGCAGACGCCAAGCAGGGCGUCGACGAAGACACACGUCGGGAUAUAGAUUCGUUGAACCCGUACGGAAAGAGCAGUUUGGACAGUAGUUCCAAUGCUUGA